Drosophila santomea is the source of this 856-nucleotide messenger RNA. RefSeq names its product keratin, type II cytoskeletal 2 epidermal. The record is from RefSeq and is a predicted model, not a curated record. The transcript has a single exon. Lineage: Eukaryota; Metazoa; Arthropoda; Insecta; Diptera; Drosophilidae. The coding region runs from base 447 to 788 and encodes 113 amino acids.
AUCGAGUGGAGUCAAAUAAAUCUCGGGCAAAAAAAACAAUGUCUAAGGUCAUCGUGAUUACGUUUCAAGACCAUCAACCUGGUAAUCGCAAUGGCAAACAUGAUGUAACUAUCGUUAGGGCCAAGCUAAAGACCUGAGCAAACCCAGCCAUGUGCACACACGCACUUAUUCAAAGACCACACUGCCCAAUAACCAAUCCCAAAAGUCUAACAAAAAUUUGGAUGAAUGAAAGUUCGAGUAUAUUUGGCCAAGAUCGCAGAUCGCAGCCGUUGCUGGGUCCACACUCUGUUGACACUGCGAAUUAGCAACUCUUCGCACGAGCCCAAGUCCCAAGCCAGAAGUAUAUAAACCUAGUUGUCAUGGCACUUGGUAUUAAGUACCAAUCCAGCCAGCAUCCACCAAUCAGCUGCCUUUAAUCUGUUUGAAUCCCUUCGAGAAGCACUAACAUGAAGUUCCUCGCCCUGAGUCUCGCUCUGAUCGCCGUGAUCUCCUGCUCUCUGGCCAUUCCUGUGGAUCUGGACAAUGGAGAACCGCUGACGCUCUUGGAGUUGGAGGGGGAUCAGGAGCCGCAAGUGGAUGAACUGGAGGGCGAGAGAGUGGUUCGAGGACUAGGAGGACUGGGAGGACUUGGCGGCAAGUUUGGAGGUUUCGGAGGACUCGGCGGCCUGAAGGGAGGAUUCGGUGGUCUGGGACACGGCUUUGGCGGUGGAUUUGGAGGACACGGUUUCGGCGGCGGCUUCGGUGGACUCGGCAGCUUCAAGAGCCUCUUCGGCAAGAAGUUCCGCUAAAGCAGCAGCACUCACCCAAAAUAUAGUCUAAGAAUUUCGUAAUAAAGCUUAGUUAAGUAAUGUUAAAA